AAAACUUGAAAUAUAUGUCAAGAAAACUCAUACUGAUGUACUGUUAUAUAAUUGGAAGUGUCUAUUUUUGAACUGAUGGAAUGAUGGUGAUGAAAAAUAAAAUCAGUGCUGAAUUGUCUACAUUCUUAGAACUUUGUUUCAUUUUUGCAAAUGGACGUGUUUGACCCCUUUGAUAUUAAUAUGGAUUUUAUGAAAAAUUAAAGGACUUUUAACUGAAUACAAGUUGUGUUGUUUUUUCAUGACUGAAUGGAUGGUAUGAAGCUCCUCGUUGAUCCCUGACGCCCAACCCCACAAUGACACUGGAGAGGAACCUCCAGCCUCCCUCUGAGGUUGCGACCCGGAGAAUGGCCACCUGUCGACCCCCGGGUACCCUUGACCAUGCCCCAGGGGGGCUAGAUCAUUCCCCACGGGGACUAGAUCAUGCUCCACGGGGACUGGACCAUGGACACCGCCACGGGCCCAAAGAUGAACCAAUCAACAGCAGGAAUAGCCCCAGUAAUGUCCAUAUCCUUAUGACCAGCAGCUCGGACUUUGAAUUUGCAAAUAGUAUGCUACAGCUGGACCAUGAUGUUGACCAGUUGAGCCUGACAGAGCAGUCCCAGUCGUCCAGCAGUGAUGUGUCCCCCACCGCCCAUUCUGCCCCCGUCACCCCGUGUCACCGUUCACACUUAAGCAGUGUAGAUUACACAGGCACACAGGGUGGUUUCUUUGAGGGUCUACUGGGCUGUCUGCGGCCGGUAUGGACAAUGAUCGGCAAGGCUGCUGUGGCCGAGAUGAAGAAAGACAGCUCAGAUGACUGGGAGAUCCCGUUUGAGAACAUCACAGACCUUCAGUGGCUCGGUAGUGGAGCCCAGGGCCCAGUAUUCCUCGGAAAACUCCACGGUGAAGAGGUCGCGGUGAAGAAGGUGCGGGACGUCAAAGAAACAGACAUCAAAAACCUCCGCAAGCUCAACCAUGAAAACGUCAUUCCAUUCAAAGGUGUAUGCACCCAGGCCCCGUGCUACUGCAUCAUCAUGGAGUUCUGUCCGUACGGUCAGCUGUACGAGAUACUCCGUGAUGGGAAGGAGCUGCCCGUGACUCUCGUGCUCGACUGGGCCAAGCAGAUCGCCAGCGGCAUGAACUAUCUACACAAUCACAAGAUCAUACAUAGGGACCUCAAGUCGCCCAAUGUUUUAAUUGGGAAGAACGAUGUUGUGAAGAUAUCAGACUUUGGAACCAGCAAGACGUGGAACGAGAAGUCUACCAAGAUGUCGUUUGCUGGCACGGUGGCGUGGAUGGCCCCUGAGGUCAUACGGAACGAACUGUGCUCCGAGAAAGUUGAUAUAUGGUCAUACGGUAUUGUGCUUUGGGAGCUGUUGACGGGAGAGGUACCUUACAAAGAGGUGGACUCAUCAGCGAUUAUCUGGGGGGUGGGGCGUAACUCCCUCCAUCUCCCCAUACCUACCACCAUACCAGAGGGCUUCAAGCUGCUCAUGAGGCAGUGCUGGAGUGCCAAGUCCCGUAACCGACCGUCAUUCCGACAGAUCUUGAUGCACCUGGAGAUAGCCUCCCCUGAAUUGCUCAACUUCCAGCAGGACGACUUCAUCAAAUCACAGAUAAAGUGGCGUGUGGAGAUUGCGGAGUCCCUGGUGAAGAUCCACAGUGAGGGCAACCACCUGGCACAUAAUGAGGAGGAGUUGGUGAAACGUCGCUUACAGGAACUCAGGCAUGCCCAGGAUGUACGGGAACACUACGAGAGGAAGCUAGAGCGAGCCAACAACCUGUACAUGGAGCUCACCGCCUGUAUGCUGCAGCUCGAAAAACGAGAACGAGAACUCAUCAAACGUGAACAACAGCUAGCAAUGUAUGCCAAGAAACGUAAGAGCAUCCUACGCCCGGUGAUCAGACAGGAAGUACGCCUAGACAGGCUCACAAAGAAACGGGCGUACAAGUCAGGGUCAGAGCCCGCCAGCCCUGAAAAGAGUGGAGACUCAGCGAAGUUCCAGGCUGCCCCACCCCCUGUAGUGACAAGCCCCGGGGGUCUACACCCGUCCCCCAGCAAGAUGAGGAUGCGCAAAACCCGUCAUCGCCGUAGCAACAGCAAGGGCAACAUUUCUACCUCCAUCACGAGUCCCACAAAGAGCCCCACCAAGGACGCUCUUCAUGACGAACUGCAGGCAAAUAUGGUCUGUCUGCGCCCAGUAGACAGGACCAAAGUGUCUUCCUCGACCUUUAAUUUUCUGGGCCCCGCUACUGCCCUAAGGGAGCUAGGGAGCCCAACAGAAUGUCAAUCACAUAGAGACUUGGAUUUCAGUGCUAGUAAUGUCGACUGUGAUAAAAACUUGAAUGAUGUUUGUUUUGGAUGUGAGGGUCAUUGCUCGGACGUUACUUGUUCUAGCAAGGAGACGACUCCGUCCAGAGAGAGUGCGACAGAAGUUGACAGUAAUACGUGUGAGUCCUCGCACUAUGACACCACCCCAAGCCCGAUCAGUCCAAGAGAUAACCUUGUGAACCUAGUGGAGUUUAAGAAUAACAGAAAUGACACAAAAUCAAAAGUAAACGCCACAACUAACUCUGAAACACAGUCAAAUUCUUUAGGAGAAAUGGACUCUAACGAGAAUUUGAAAUCCUCGUGUAUGACCACUAGUGACAGUCUCAGCGAUGCUCCCAUUAUUGAAAUAACCAAGGGAGACAAUGUAAAUGUAGACUUGACAAUGAAGAGGAGUAUUUCUGAUGUGGAGUUGUCUCCCUCUAACCCACCGUCCCCCCUGGGCUUGGAUGACUCCAUGGAAGAAGACAACUUCAUUGGGCAGCCCCGAGCUCCGGGAAGGUUUAGGAGAAGUACUAAACAUUCCGAAGACUCUUGGUCCGAAGAAGGAGAGGUCAGCUCUGACGACGGUCGUCGGCAUGGUACCACCAGUAGGCGGUCCUACUGCCUGUCCGGAAGCUCUGACGGGAAUCUGUCCGAGGAGGAAAACACUAGUGAGGUGUCAAUGACGACGGCACCUGACGGGCUACUGUCCACAAACUCAUCGGAGAACCUUGAGCUGGAACUGUCCCGGUGCGUACAAGAUCCAGGAAACAGCGAUACGGAGGCAAGAUUCCAGCAGUUAAAACAGCGCGCAUCACCACAGAGGUCCUUUGAGGUCCACCAUGGCUACACAAGCUCCGACUCUGAUCAGUGUUCUGACAUUACCGUACACACGGCCAUUCACAGAAAACGCCCCGUCGACAAACCAGAGUGGUGAACGGGGAAACGUUGUCAUAUAGACAAUUAUAUUAACGCCAUUAAGGCUGGGCACAGAAUGGUGAAGACAGAAAUAUCUUCAUCUUAACAAAUAGUCACAUCCACAGUGCAAACCUCUGUUUUCAACCAUAAAUGGUAAAUGAUGAAACAUUACCAUCCAUAGAACCAGAAAUACUGGUAGAAUUACUAGAGUUGCACAAGGAAUGUUGCUGGGCCACUGUGGAAAACUGUAAACGGUGAACAUAGAAAUAUCCUAAAUGGAAAAUUUCAGACCACGCCAGUUAUGAAGCAUAUGGCAUAUGUGAACAUUAGGAUCACAUCAAAGCAAUGUCAGGCUUGAAUGUUGGACAUCAGCCAAACAGUUCAAGUUCUGUAGUUCUGUAGAUCUGUAGCCAACCGUGGAAGGGAAUUAUGUCCGCUACAUAACUGACAAUGAUGACAAUGAUGGCCGGAGGAAUGGCCACCUUGCUCCGGCCACUUGAUGAACCAUAACAUUAACCAAAACCAAAACAUUAUCAGUGUAAGCUCUAUAGGGCCAAUACCUUAAUACAUGUUUAUGGAUUCAUUCACCUAUUCUUUUCACAACGGCCUUUGUCAAGACAAGUGCAAAUAAUCAUGGCAACUGUGAAUAAUUCAACUUGCAUUAUCACAUUGGAUUUGUUUGAUUACAUACAAUGCUGACAUGUAAAUUUGUGAACAUGUAAAGAAUGAGCUGCUCCUUGAAGACUGAUCUGGCAUUAUGGAAGAUUUACAAAACUGAGCUAGCUGCAACAUGUGACCACACAAUCAGCUGUCUUGUGUCAUGUGUAACAGAGUAGAUUGCGCAAUUGUUGACGACUCUGUCAGCUGUUUACUGUCAUUUGCUGGCUAUAAUCAGGUUUAGGGCAAGGAUGGAUAUUGUAACAGAAGAAGCCAGUUCCAUUAUAUAUGUGUCCUGCAUACAGAUAAAAAAACAUAGAGGACAGAGUUGCAAACAAAAACCUGGAACAGGAGGUUCCGAAUUUCUCUUAAAGUUCCUGAAUAUGUUUGUCAAGUGAAUUAAAUUGACCUAUAAGUGACAUUGAUAUAUGACCUUUGUAUAAUGAACAACUAAAUCAGUGUUUACUUUCAAGUUCAAAGAGUGAACGUGUUAAUAAAAUCAAAAGUGAGCCACAGAUUUCUUGGAUUAUUAAUUUAUUAUUAAUCUCAAAGGCUGCUUUAUAUUGAUUGUAUAAAAACUUGAAAUGCUACAUUCCAGUGCUCGUGUGGGAUGUUAAAGUGUGCUAUUAUUAGUGAAUACAUUGUGAUUCUACAUAACUUUAAAAUUUAGGUGUUAAAUAUAUGCAGUGAAAAUAAAUUGUGACGCAAACAAACUUUGGUGAAAUGGUCAGAAAAAAACGUCAAAACGUUUUGUGAAAAAUUGUAAUAGUUUGAAAUAAGGUGAUACUGGAAAAAAUAUGUUUAGUGGUCUUGAAUAUCUAAGAAUUUCUGUACAAAGAUAUGAUAUUUAAUGAGUGUAUCAACCAUGUGUGCUAAGCUUAUGUUAACUGGGCAGCAGUAUUCUUAAAACAUCUUAAGUUAUUUCUUAACUUGAGUUGUUCUCCUUAAACAGUCAUAGUCAAUUUAAAAGAAAAUUUUAAGGGUUGUUUUUUUUACUUAAAAUGUAUGUAUUUUCAGUUAUGUUAAUUAAGUAUAAUUUUCAGAAGUUUUCAUGCUUAACUUUGGAGAAAUUACUAAAGUAAGCAAAUGUUUUAAGAUGUUUUAUAAAUAUCUGCCCUGGUUGAAAGAUUUUCAAAAAAUCUCUUAAAGACUCUCGGGUGGUAUUCAAUAUUCAACUUAAGUCAAUCUUGUGGUCAUACAUCACUGACUUCAUUCACUCAAUUGGUCAGUUAUUAAAAACAAGUAAUCCGAUGAGCUACAUCAUUCUUAGACAAAUUAAGAACAAUAUUGAAUACCACCCCUGGCACGAUUUUAAUUAGCAAUCCUGUAGUAUGCAUUAAAAUGGUAUCAGAUCAUGAAAUCAUGAGUUAUGUUGAUUUUUGAUGCCUGGCUACCCUUUGUUAAGUUGGUGUCAUUAUGAAGAAAAGAAAUGUUCAGAAAAAAGAAUAUUAUGUAAUCAUUAUACUGGAAAUAAUGUAACAAACAUAUCUGUUAAUUUUGCAAAAUAGGUCAUUACAUAUCUAUUUAAUUUGAAGUAAAUAUGGUAAGUUCUACAAACUGAAUGUGAAUUUUCUAUAUUUUCUUAUAGUUUGCAAGCAAUAAACUUUCAUAUGAUACCAAAAUUACCAUUAUAUGGGGUCACCCAGUAUCAAAUAUUGCACAUAAUGGUGGUUUUGAUACCUUAAAGCUGCACUCUUACAGAAUGAUGGACCAUUUUGAAAACUUUUUUACUUUUUGUCUUCUAAGACAUUCUUAUGAGCCAAUUUUUGACAAAUGUCUGAGAACCAGUUAUAUAAAACUACUGCCAAAGGAUCAGAUCGCAGAUUUUUUCACAUUUACAUUAAAAAAUUCAUGUUUUACGCAGAAAAACUCUUUUUAUCUUAAAGCCUUAGUAACUCUUUUAGCCACAAAACGUCAAUUUUUGAAUAUAAUAUUUAAAACUGCAAUCUGAUAUUUUGCCACCAGUCUCCUAUAACUGGUUCCCAGACCUUACGCAAAAAUUGGCUCCUUCCAAGACAAAAAAUAAGAAAGUUGUCAAAAGAAUCAAUCUGUGAGAGUUUAGCUUUAACCUAUUGUGAAUUUGAACAGAGAGAAGUUAUCAAAUAAUAUAUUAGUUUAAGCUUAAAUUUUCAAGCUUUGAAGGAAAAUAUUUCUACUAUUAUUAUCUCUGAUUAUCUAGAUUAAUUAUUUGAAUAUAUGCAAUAAACUAUAUGAUUGUGUAAAUCCUAUCUAUGUUACACUGUUAUUAUGUUUUGAAAGAGGUAUCUUGUUGAUUUUUUUUUAUAAUGUGAAUAUUCUAUUAUUGAACCUCUUUGUCACACCUAUUUCUGUUAGCAUAUAUGCCAGUGUGUGUUUACUACGUGAUAAACGCUACGUUGGAGGGCAACAUUUUGCUUCAAAUGAAGACUUUAAACAAAGAUAACUUCCCUAUUUCUUCACCAUUUUAAAUGAAACAGCGCAGUCUAUGCCGCUUACGGAGCCCCGCCUCUGGUCUUUUACCAGAGUUUGAUUGAGAGUCUAGUUUCUUAAAACACUUCGAGGAACCUUUUUUACAAUACGGCAGUCUGACAGAGCACUGUCAAAACAUUAUUUUGGAAACAAGUCUCAUUAAGCGGCAUAGACUGCCAUUUGUUUCAUUUAAAUGGAGUAGUAAAAGAAAAGUUAUCUUCGUUUUUAAGUCUUCAUUUUAAGCAAAAUGUUGCCUUCCGACGUAGCAUAUAUGACGUAAUUUAUCACGUGAUAUACACACACUGUUUGCUGUCAUAAUUGUGAAUGUUGAAAGAUUUUUGUUGGAGAUUUUACAAUUUAUUAAUUGGUGGUUGCAAAGAAAGGUCAAAUACACCAAUUUGAUGUUUUCAAAUGAAAAUGUGUGGUUAUUUCAAGUGCUAGGUAUUCUGUAACUUGCAGUGUGUAACUUCCAAAUGAUCAAAACACUUUUCCUUAUGUUACCUGAUAUAAAAAACUCAAGUUUUGACUAAAUUAUUGGGAUUUAGAUAUGUUAUAACUAAAAUUAUAUAUAUAUAUAUAUAUAUAUAAAUGUUUGUCUGAAGACCCAAAAUUGUGUGUCCUGGCCCAUUAUCGGUUCUAAAGUUCAGGAUUUUUCUGAUUACAGGAUUCAGAGUUUUAACUUCAGACUUUUUGAAAUUGUAAAAAAUGUUUUUCUCUCAAAAAUUUAAAUGGAUUGAAAACAGUAUGAAGUAUCUUGAAAUGAAUAUACAUGACUGGAUUUUUUUCAAAAGGGGUCUAAGCCCCUUUACCCUGCUUGAGGCAUGAAUCCCUCACACACAAGCAUCCCCCCCCCACAUUUUUCAGGGUUGACAAUUAUUAUCUGUAAGAACCUCUACUGCUUAUAUAAACAAAGUAAUUCAUGUGCUAAAUCUAAACUUUCAAUGAAUUUUUUCUCAUUUGUCGAUUAUCUGAUAUGAAAAAUUCAGUUUUGGACCAAAUAAAUAAGCAGGGAUUAAAAUUAUGUAUUAGGUAUAAAUUUACAUAAUUUAACUUUAUGUUAUAAUUGCUGUUUUGUGCAUGUAUAUUAACAUACAGUUCCAAUACAUGUGUACCUUUGUACAUGUAUAUACAUGUUUUACAUGUAGACUAGUCAUUUCAAUUCAUUGGUUGUCAUUUCUUAUAAAAUCAAGGGUUUUAUAUGUACAUGUUGAUAACGGCAUUUGACCAAUUUUUAUCAAAACCAUUUUUUGUAAUAUUUUAUCUCCGAACCCUAUACGUGAUGCAGGCAUCGGUUCUUACGUUCAAACGUUUUACACUUUGUGUCAACGUUAAUGCAUAUAUUGAAAUAAUAAAGCCAGUGAAAUAUA
This is a messenger RNA of Mya arenaria, 7680 nucleotides long. RefSeq names its product mitogen-activated protein kinase kinase kinase 12-like. Gene Ontology annotation, biological process: protein autophosphorylation. Gene Ontology annotation, molecular function: ATP binding; JUN kinase kinase kinase activity. The coding region runs from base 294 to 3227 and encodes 977 amino acids. The record is from RefSeq and is a predicted model, not a curated record. Lineage: Eukaryota; Metazoa; Mollusca; Bivalvia; Myida; Myidae. The transcript is spliced from 15 exons.